This is a messenger RNA of Hyla sarda, 1893 nucleotides long. Its product is annotated as cytochrome P450 4A6-like. Gene Ontology annotation, molecular function: oxidoreductase activity, acting on paired donors, with incorporation or reduction of molecular oxygen; iron ion binding; heme binding. The coding region runs from base 243 to 1787 and encodes 514 amino acids. The record is from RefSeq and is a predicted model, not a curated record. The transcript has 13 exons. Lineage: Eukaryota; Metazoa; Chordata; Amphibia; Anura; Hylidae.
AUGGUAAAUCCAUCUUUAGAUUGUUAGCACACAUAGGAUCAUACUAUAUUUUUUAUGCAAAUCAAACACUGUAGAUAGCUCACUCCCCCAUACUACAAACCACCUGUGCUCAGGCUGGCCGGCAGCAUUCCCGGACCAAAUUAAGCAAUUCAGAGAGGAGUCCAGCGCAAGCGUGCAGUAAAACCACAAUGCUUCAUUAAAGGAUCAUUGGAUACAGGACAAGCACAGAACUUAUUCCAGCCAUGCCCUCUUCCAUGCUGCCCGGUGUCUUCUCCCUGAGCCCCUUUGACCUCUUGUACUAUGCAGCCUCCCUGUGCGCCCUGUACCUGCUCUACAAAGUCUCCAGUCUCUACCUGAGACAGAAGAACCUGGAGAGAGUGUUCAGUGCUUUCCCAGGCCCAAAACGUCACUGGCUGUAUGGCAACGUCCAUGAGAUGAAAAACGAUGGGAAUGAUUUGGAGAUUUUGAAUGGUUAUGCAAAACAAUUUGACUACGCCUUCCCCAUGUGGUUUGGAAAUUUCUUUGCUUCCCUCAUUGUCUAUCAUCCAGACUAUAUUAAAGCCAUUCUGUCUAGAAAUGAUCCAAAGGAGAACUUUUUCUAUUACUUUCUGACACCAUGGAUUGGGAACGGUCUGCUGAUACUGUCAGGACAGAAAUGGCUCCAGCACCGAAAACUGUUAACUCCGGCAUUCCAUUAUGAUGUUCUGAAGCCGUAUGUCAGAGUGAUGUCCGACUGUGUUAAUGUCAUGCUGGAAAAAUGGGAGAGACUGUUCUCAGAUAAGAACCCAGUGGAGCUUUUGCAUCAUGUCAGCCUCAUGACCCUGGACAUCAUUAUGAAUUGUACCUUCAGUUACCAGAGCGACUGCCAGAAUAACAGUGAAAAUGAAUACGUCAAAGCUGUGUAUGAACUCUCCCACCUGGUGGAACUUAGGACCCGCUGCUUUCCAUAUCACAGUGAUUUUAUUUUCCACAUGAGUCCACACGGAUUCCGAUUCCGUAGAGCACUGAGGAUAGCGCAUCAACACACAGAUAAAGUCAUCAAACUGAGGAAAGAAUCACUAAAGGAGGAGACGGAGCUCGAAAAAAUCAAACAGAAGAGACGUUUGGAUCUUCUGGAUAUCCUGUUAUAUGCCAAGGAUGAAAAUGGUCGGGCAUUGUCUGAUGAAGAUCUGCGGGCAGAGGUGGACACAUUUAUGCUUGGUGGUCAUGAUACCACGGCCAGCGCCAUCUCCUGGACCUUGUACUGUUUGGCUAAAUAUCCUGAGCACCAGGAGAAAUGCCGGAAGGAGGUCAGAGAGGUCUUGGGCGAACGGACCACAGUCGAGUGGGAAGACCUGACUAAGCUGCCAUACACCACCAUGUGUAUUAAGGAAGGCAUGCGUCUCUACUCACCUGUACCAAUAGUGGGCCGUGAAAUUAAAGAACCAAUCACAUUUGUUGAUGGGCGGAGCCUACCAAAAGGUACAACUGUCUUGAUCAGUAUAUAUUGCCUGAACAGAUGUCCAAGAAUGUGGGAUAACCCUGAGGUUUUUGAUCCACUGAGGUUUUUACCCGAGAAUGCAUCAAAGAGACAUUCACAUAUGCAUGUUUCAUUCUCCACUGGACCAAGAAACUGCAUAGGACAGAACUUUGCUAUGAAUGAGAUGAAAGUCGCCAUCGCUCUCACGUUAUCAAAAUUCGAGCUGAGUACAGACCCCGGAAAUGAGCCACUAAAGAGACCUCAGAUUGUCCUGCAUUCUGUGAACGGCAUCCACGUAAACCUGAAGAAAAUAGAAAGAACAUCAUAAAGCCUGAAGACAGCAGUGAUUGUGUACAAUACUUGUUGUGAAAAAAUAUAUAUGAAAAAUACUCAUAAUUAAAUUUAAAAAAAUGCAAGUAAAAAUAAAAAAAAUA